GGGCGGCCGGGACCCACGCGCGUGGGUCCACGCAGCAACCUAUAGGUGACAAAACACUCAGGAAGCCGUCAUGCGGGGCCGAGAAAGAGCCCCCAUCCAGAGUCACGGACCCCCUCGUCCGAGGGUCCGCGCAGUCCCCUCGGUAAGUCGGACUAAGCAGUCUCGCUACGGGAGAGGGCGGCGGAGCCUCCCACUCUUGGUGACCCGGACCCCGCCCCACGAGUGGGUCUUCGCAGGCCCCCCUCUGACGCACACGGGGACCAGCCACGCCGCGGGGGCACCGGGCAGGAGCCAGCGCCCGGGUCCACGCAGUCCACUCCGGGCAGACGCGGGGAGCUGGGGAGCAGUGGGGACCGGCCCCCACCCGCAGGACGACCGGGACCCCCGCUCGGGCCCACGCGGCGUCGCAGCAGGCGCGGAGCCCCCGGUGCCACCCGAGGCCGAGACAAAGCCCAGGCGCACGACCCCGGACCCCGACCCCGGACCCUGCGGAGCCCCGCUCGGAGCCUCCACGCCCGGGGCAGAGACCCCCGCCCGGUCCGGAGACCCUGCCGCCCGUCGCGCCGUCUCACCUCAGACCGCCACCUCGCAGCGCUCGCUCCUCGCCGCGGCGCCUGGGCCGACUGGAGCGCAGCUGAACAGCCGACAGAGCCGCAGCCGCCUUAACAAUGGAGCCCCGGGGCGGGGCCGCCGCCGCCUCAGCCCGUGUACCCCGCUCGAGAUCCGGCUCGGCUCGCGGAGCUGCAGCCGGCGUGGGGUUGCGGCCCGGACAGACACCACGCAGGCGCACACGGCCCCGCCCGCCGCCCGCCGUCCCGCCCCCAGCGGAGCCGGGCGCCCAGGGCCCGCCCCCCGGCCAAUGGGAAGCGAGCUGCGCGGAGUGGGCGGGGCCUGGGGGAACAAAGGGAGGUUGGGCGGGGCGGCGCUGGGACUGGGCUUGAGGGGUCCCGCGGGAGGACCCGCCUUAAGAGCCGGCCCGAUCAUCGCCUCCUAGAAUACCCAGCUCAACGUCUACUUGGAGUCGGCUCUACAGGACGCGCUCAUUUCAAACCCAGAGCUCAGGCUUUUAGGGCAGAGAGCGAGAG
Molecule: messenger RNA, 1085 nt
Organism: Pan troglodytes (chimpanzee)
Lineage: Eukaryota; Metazoa; Chordata; Mammalia; Primates; Hominidae
Product: synapsin-1
Source: RefSeq, a predicted model, not a curated record